UUAUUGAAAUUAUUGAAAACAACAAAAUUUCAAUAAAAAAUGCAUAUUUAUAAAAUAUUAUAAAAUUUACAUAUUUGAGAUAAAAUACAAAAACGUCAAACUUCUAGCAAUAAAAUGUACUAUUUGUUCAAAAGGUAUUUGCCUGUAUUUCCAUUAAUUUUGCGUAUUCGGAAUAUAAAUUAUAGCGCAAUAAAUUUUUCUUUACCAACGGAUAGUGUAAUGAACAUUUUUGAUAGAAAUACGAAACUAUUACAAAGAGAACGUGCUGCACAAAUAGCUGAUGUAAAACUAUACGAUUAUAUCAAAGAUGAAGUAGGUUAUAGACUUGCAGAUAGAAUAUUUGAUAUAAAAAGGAAUUUCAAAAAAGCGCUUGAUUUAGGAUGUGGUCGUGGUCAUGUGUCAAAAUAUAUUUUAGCUGAACGUGUGGAAGAAUUAAUUUUAAUUGAUAUGUCAACUAGCUUUAUACGUCAAGCAGAAACCACUGAAGGAAUUAAAGUAUCACGGAUAGUUAUGGAUGAAGAAAAUUUUUCAAUUGAAUCAAAUAGUUUAGAUUUAGUAAUAAGUUCAUUAAGUUUGCACUGGGUGAAUGAUUUACCAGGUUGUUUUAAAAGUAUUAAUAAAAGUUUAAAAAAUGAUGGAGUUUUUAUAGGGGCUAUGUUUGGAGGAGAAACAUUAUAUGAAUUAAGAAGUUCUUUACAAUUAGCAGAAUUAGAAAGAGAUGGUGGAAUUUCACCACAUAUUUCUCCAUUUGCAGAUGUUAAAGAUAUUGGAAAUUUAUUAACAAGAGCUAAUUUUACUAUGUUAACAAUCGAUGUAGAUGAAAUUGUUAUUGGAUAUCCAAGUAUAUUUGAAUUAAUGUGGGAUUUAAAAGGUAUGGCAGAAAAUAAUGCAAUUAGAAACCGAAAAUUACAUUUAAAUAAAGAUACUGUUCUUGCUGCUGCAACAAUAUAUAAAGAAUUAUAUGGAAAAAUUAAAGAAGAUGGUAGUUCAUAUGUACCUGCUACAUUUCAAGUAAUUUAUUUAUUAGGUUGGAAACCAGAUCCUUCACAACCCAAGCCUCUGAAAAGAGGUACUGGACAGAUUUCUCUUAAAGAUUUGUACAGACUGGAUGAAAUUAUAAAAGAAACAAAAAAAAUUAAUAUAGAUGAAGAUAAAUAAUUAUUGUAAUAUAUUUGUAUUAUAUAUUAAAUAUAAAAAUUAAUGUAUUUAUUAUAUAAAUCUUCUUACAAUU
Messenger RNA from Apis laboriosa (Himalayan honeybee), 1231 nucleotides. Its product is annotated as arginine-hydroxylase NDUFAF5, mitochondrial. The transcript has 3 exons. NCBI's taxonomy places the organism in Eukaryota, Metazoa, Arthropoda, Insecta, Hymenoptera, Apidae. Gene Ontology annotation, molecular function: S-adenosylmethionine-dependent methyltransferase activity. Gene Ontology annotation, biological process: mitochondrial respiratory chain complex I assembly. The record is from RefSeq and is a predicted model, not a curated record. Gene Ontology annotation, cellular component: mitochondrion. The coding region runs from base 115 to 1158 and encodes 347 amino acids.